UUCUCUGACUAGAGUCCUCGUGACCGUUCUAUUGAUUGUUAUUUGCUCUAGCGAGCGUAGUCUCGUGCCUUGCCGUUCUUUUGAAGUCGUCCAGGGUGCGGACUGCGAUCGAUCGGCUUUCACUUCCCGCCCCCAUCAGCCAGUGCUCGUUCGGGUUUUCAUUCGGGUGUGACGUGAAAUGAGAAUCCGAGGACCGCAGUAAUUCCGUGAUUGUUUCCUCCUUGGCAUUCUCGACUCGGCCGCCAAGAUGGGCUCGCUGUUUCGGAGCGAGGAGAUGACCUUGUGUCAGUUGUUCCUGCAGAGCGAGGCCGCGUACGCUUGCGUCUCCGAACUUGGAGAACUCGGACUAGUCCAAUUUCGAGAUCUGAAUCCUGACGUCAAUGCGUUCCAAAGGAAAUUUGUCAAUGAAGUACGUCGCUGCGACGAGAUGGAGCGCAAGCUCCGAUACCUGGAGAAGGAGAUCAAGAAAGACGGCAUCCCCAUGCUGGAUACGGGAGAUAAUCCCGAGGCUCCUCAGCCUCGUGAAAUGAUCGACUUGGAGGCAACGUUCGAGAAACUGGAGAACGAGUUACGCGAAGUCAAUCAAAACGCCGAAACCCUGAAGCGUAACUUCCUGGAGCUCACAGAGCUCAAGCACAUUCUUAAAAAGACCCAAGUUUUCUUCGACGAGGUAAGAAGUUUUAUACCGAGCCAAAAGUUGUCGUGUGAAGACCGUCUUUACCGUGUCGUGUCGCAGAUGGCAGACCCCAGCCGCGAGGAAGAACAAGUCACUCUCUUGGGUGAGGAGGGCCUCCGCGCUGGCGGCCAGGCUCUCAAGCUCGGUUUCGUCGCUGGAGUCAUCCUCAGGGAACGCAUUCCCGCUUUCGAGCGGAUGCUGUGGAGAGCAUGUCGAGGAAACGUGUUUCUACGCCAGGCGGAAAUCGAAACUCCGUUGGAGGAUCCAUCAACGGGAGACCAAGUGUUCAAGUCCGUCUUCAUUAUUUUCUUCCAAGGAGACCAGCUGAAGACACGUGUGAAGAAAAUCUGCGAAGGAUUUCGGGCAACUCUUUAUCCAUGUCCCGAAGCACCAGCAGAUCGACGGGAAAUGGCCAUGGGAGUUAUGACACGUAUUGAGGAUUUAAACACUGUACUCGGUCAAACGCAAGAUCAUCGCCAUCGCGUGCUGGUUGCCGCUGCAAAGAACAUUAAGAGUUGGUUCGUUAAAGUUCGCAAGAUCAAGGCUAUCUAUCAUACCUUGAAUCUGUUUAAUUUGGACGUUACCCAGAAAUGUUUGAUCGCCGAAUGCUGGGUACCGGUCCUGGAUAUCGAGACGAUUCAAUUGGCUCUGCGCCGUGGAACGGAACGUAGCGGUAGCUCCGUGCCGCCGAUUUUAAAUCGUAUGGAGACCUUCGAAGAUCCGCCGACCUACAAUCGGACCAACAAAUUUACGAAAGGGUUUCAGGCCUUGAUCGAUGCUUACGGAGUCGCAUCCUACAGGGAGAUGAAUCCGGCUCCUUACACCAUAAUAACGUUUCCAUUUUUAUUCGCGGUCAUGUUCGGUGAUAGCGGCCACGGCCUUAUCAUGUUUUUAUUCGGAGGUUGGAUGGUGCUGAAAGAGAAGCCUCUCGCUGCUAAAAGAUCUGACAAUGAAAUCUGGAACAUUUUCUUUGGUGGCCGAUAUAUCGUGUUCCUUAUGGGCCUGUUCUCUAUGUACACAGGACUCAUUUACAAUGAUAUUUUCUCAAAGUCAUUGGACAUAUUCGGGUCUAAUUGGAGAAUAAAUUACAACAUUAGUACGGUCCAGACGAACAAAGCUCUGCAAUUAAAUCCCAAGGAGGACGACUACUGGCAGUAUCCGUAUCCAUUCGGCAUGGACCCUGUCUGGCAAUUGGCUGAGAACAAGAUUAUAUUUUUAAACUCCUACAAGAUGAAAAUAUCAAUCAUCUUUGGGGUAAUUCACAUGUUAUUCGGCGUGAUUGUCGGACUCUGGAAUCAUAUGUACUUCAAGAGGAAGCUCAGCAUCAUCUGCGAGUUUAUACCGCAAAUAGUCUUCCUGGUUUUCCUGUUCUUGUACAUGGCCCUGCUUAUCUUCAUCAAAUGGAUCAAAUACGGCCCGACAAAUCCUAUUUCCGAGGGACCUGCUUGCGCACCGUCGGUAUUAAUUACCUUCAUCAACAUGGUUCUGUUCAAUAAUCCUGAGAAGAAGGAGAAUCCAAAUAAUAAUCCCGAUGACGAGAACCCUUGUACACCGUGGAUGUAUGGUGGUCAGUUUGGUUUCCAAAGGCUUCUGGUUGUUUUGGCUGUUCUUUGCAUCCCGUGGAUGUUAUUGGCUAAACCGGUGAUGAUGAUGCGUAACAGGAAGAAGCAACAUUACCAGUUGAACAGCCAUGGCACUGAAAAUGGAGACGUUGAGGGAGCAAUAGGUGUUACUCAACCAACUGGCGGUGUUGCCCAGGGUGGUCAUAAAGAUGAUGGAGAAGAAGAUAUGGGUGAAGUGUUCAUCCAUCAGGGUAUUCACACUAUCGAGUAUGUUUUAGGCAGUGUCUCUCACACGGCCUCCUACCUUCGAUUGUGGGCAUUGUCUCUUGCUCAUGCUCAACUGUCCGAAGUACUGUGGAACAUGGUCAUGAGAAAUGGUCUAGCGCGCGAAGGCUGGGCUGGCGGUAUCGUCCUUUGGGCUAUUUUCGCAUUCUGGGCAGUCUUGACUGUCGGCAUCCUUGUCCUUAUGGAAGGGUUGUCUGCUUUCUUGCAUACCCUUCGACUUCACUGGGUGGAGUUUCAGAGCAAGUUCUAUGCCGGCCUCGGAUAUAGCUUCCAACCAUUCUCAUUUGAAAUUAUUUUAGAAGCUGCUCAGUCAACCACUGAGGAUUAAAUCGGAAUGAUUGCGCAAACUGUCUCUACAAUUAUAUCCACCAUUACAUGUAUUUGUCGGGGUGUAGAUUCGAAUUAGAUUGUAAUUACCCAGAAUUGUACUUAUUGUCUUUGAAACCAGUCAUGAAAGAAAGUAUUAGUCACAUAAAUGCUGUUAUUCCCAAGAACUCUCUAUUAAAUCUGUAGGACUCAACGUCAAAAUAUAAACGAUUGAUUCAACGCAA
Messenger RNA from Orussus abietinus, 3074 nucleotides. RefSeq names its product V-type proton ATPase 116 kDa subunit a (gene Vha100-1). Gene Ontology annotation, molecular function: ATPase binding; proton-transporting ATPase activity, rotational mechanism. Gene Ontology annotation, biological process: proton transmembrane transport; vacuolar acidification. Bases 248 to 2851 code for a protein of 867 amino acids. Gene Ontology annotation, cellular component: plasma membrane; vacuolar proton-transporting V-type ATPase, V0 domain; vacuolar proton-transporting V-type ATPase complex. Lineage: Eukaryota; Metazoa; Arthropoda; Insecta; Hymenoptera; Orussidae. The record is from RefSeq and is a predicted model, not a curated record. The transcript has 11 exons.